AGAUAUAACGCCCACCACCGCACCGAUUGAAGCACGAACAUAGCCAGUUCUUCCCUCUCUUAAUCGAGCGCAAGCCAUAAGACUAAAUCAACAAAACCUCCUCCCUUUCGCAUCCCGCAGCACGACCAACAACAACAUAUCCCCACCCGCCCGCCAUCGCAGUAAACAAUUGGCGUUCCCCACGAACAACAGCGUACACCCUCCCACUCGCAAGAAGCCCUGCACACAAUGGCAACAGACACCCCACCCCAGCACCUCUCCGCCUCCCAAACCUCGCAAAGUGGCGCCACCGGCGCCUCUACAGACGACUCCGAAACCCUCACGCCGCUCGAGCAAGAAGUGCUCGACGAAUACGCACGGCUCCUGGGCAAUCUGAACAACAUGUCGACGCUGCUGUCCGAGCUCUCGGCCAACCCGUCCGCGGAGAUCCUGGACGCGCUAAGAGGACUGGAGCGCAAAACGAGUCUGGUGUUUACGCUGCUGAAGGCGAGCGUGUAUAGUAUUGUGUUGAAUCAGCAGAUUCGGGAGGAUGGGCCGGGGGGUGGUGGGGAGGGAGUGGGGAUGGGGGAUAGUAGGGGGAGUGUGCUUUGA
This is a messenger RNA of Trematosphaeria pertusa, 591 nucleotides long. RefSeq lists its product as uncharacterized. The record is from RefSeq and is a predicted model, not a curated record. Gene Ontology annotation, biological process: attachment of spindle microtubules to kinetochore. The transcript has 2 exons. Lineage: Eukaryota; Fungi; Ascomycota; Dothideomycetes; Pleosporales; Trematosphaeriaceae. The coding region runs from base 229 to 591 and encodes 120 amino acids. Gene Ontology annotation, cellular component: mitotic spindle; DASH complex.